AAUGAGACAGCAUGGCCCGUACUAAGCAGACUGCCCGCAAGUCGACCGGCGGCAAGGCCCCGAGGAAGCAGCUGGCUACCAAAGCGGCCCGCAAGAGCGCGCCGGCCACGGGCGGGGUGAAGAAGCCGCACCGCUACCGGCCCGGCACCGUGGCUCUGCGGGAGAUCCGGCGCUAUCAGAAGUCUACGGAGCUGCUGAUCCGCAAGCUGCCCUUCCAGCGGCUGGUACGCGAGAUCGCGCAGGAGUUUAAGACGGACCUGCGCUUCCAGAGCUCGGCCGUGAUGGCGCUGCAGGAGGCCAGAGAGGCCUACCUGGUGGGGCUGUUCGAAGACACGAACCUGUGCGCCAUCCAUGCCAAGCGCGUGACCAUCAUGCCCAAGGACAUCCAGUUGGUCAGCCGCAUCCGCGGGGAGCGGGCCUAAGCGAAAUCCGCUCCUGCUCCCAAGAAGGGCUCCAAAAAGGCUGUUACGAAAGUGCAGAAGAAGGACGGCGAGAAGCGCAAGCGCAGCCGCAAGGAGAGCUACUCCGUUUACGUGUAGGAGGUGCUGAAGCAGGUCCACCCCGACACCGGCAUCUCGUCCAAGACCAUGGGCAUCAUGAACUCCUUCGUCAACGACAUCUUCGAGCGCAUCGCGGGAGAGGCGUCCCGCCUGGCGCACUACAACAAGCGCUCCACCAUCACGUCCCGCGAGAUCCAGACGGCCGUGCGCCUGCUGCUGCCCGGCGAGCUGGCCAAGCACGCCGUGUCCGAGGGCACCAAGGCGGUCACCAAGUACACCAGCUCGAAGUAAGAGUGUGCAAGGGACGCAAUAGAUCAACCACCUAACCCCAAAGGCUCUUUUCAGAGCCACUUCAGUAAUCGAGAAAGCAGCUGUAAACACUUGUCAGAGCGUUUGAUAGCUUUUGGUCAGGUAGGGAGUGUUACCAUGGUCACGGAUGCAUUCGGGUUUAGGACUAAGGAGUUUCCUGUAGUCCUGUAAUGAGUUGGCCCUCAGUCAUCCCCGUCUAGUCUUACUGAGUUGCUUGUUAUCUGUGCUACGAGAUUAGAAAGGUUUGACUCGUUCUGGGAUAUUUGGGAGGGAUGGAGGGAAGGAGGCGGGGGGUGGUUCUACACCCCUUCAGCCUUUAACCUGUAUCUUUAAAGUCGUUUUCCUUUUUGUUUCUGAAAGUAAUGAACGAGAUGAGAUUUCCCAUACAGAUGAGAAACCCUCGGUCCAACCUCUUACUAUUUCUUAGUGUUUUAAUCUGUUUUCCUUACCAUAUACCUACAGGCGUCUGUCACAAACUUUGUCUAAUAUAGCCAUGUGCUUUCGUCCCUUAGCCUUUUUGCAAGUCCUGACUUAGCCAUCCUCCCCUAACUUCCAUUCCAGUGACUUCAAACAGGGAGAUAUAUUGCCACCACCCCACCCCCUGUGGAGUAUUUGGCAAUAUCUGUAGAUGUUUUGGGUUGUCAGGUGUGUGUGUGUUGGGGGGGAGGUGCUAGAAGUAUCCAAUGGGCAGAGGCCAGGAGUGCUAAGCAUAAGGCACAGGACAGUCCUCUGGGGGGACAAAGAGCUACCUGGCCUGUAAUGUCUAUCUUUGGUGAUUGAGAGACCCCAGCGCCCAAAGACAUCCCUAACCUUCAGGAUUUAAUCCUCUUCAGUCAAACUUUUCCUUAACCCUAUCAGCCCAUGUUUUUCUUGGUGAAAGCUGAGCACUUCAUAGGCUGUUUACAGGUCCUUCUCCACAGGAAAAUACUUCCUCCAGGACAAGAACCCUGUCUUGGUUCCAAACUUUCCCAAUUAUAAGAGUCACCUUUGCGCUUGUUUUUUUUUUUUUUUUUGAGACGGAGUCUCGCUCUGUCGCCCAGGCCGGAGUGCACUGGCGGGAUCUCGGCUCACUGCAAGCUCCGCCUCCCGGGUUCACGCCAUUCUCCUGCCUCAGCCUCCCAAGUAGCUGGGACUACAGGCGUCCGCCACUACGCCCGGCUAAUUUUUUGUAUUUUUAGUAGAGACGGGGUUUCACCGUUUUAGCCGGGAUGGUCUCGAUCUCCUGACCUCGUGAUCCGCCCGCCUCGGCCUCCCAAAGUGCUGGGAUUACAGGCGUGAGCCACCGCGCCCGGCCUUGCGCUUGUUAAACCUGCUUCCAGGUGCUUCUCUUGAGGUUUCCUGAUUCAGCGAGACUGGAGGUGGGACCUGACGAGGUGGUUGGUUUUUAGUGUUCUCAGGAGUGUGGAUGUUUUAAUAGGUGUUGGGUCCUCAUGUUAAUCGACCUGUGGGUGUGUCACAGUCUUUGUGUCACAGAUGUUCUGAGAAAGGAAACAAUUUGAGGAUGAGUGGAGGGGAAUUUGUGGUGUAGAGAAGGCCACAGUUAAUAUGUGGGGUGAAUUUCUGAAGACCUCUCAGUUCAAAACUUGAAUAACUCAAGACUCAUCCUGACAAAAGCCAGUGGAUGUUUCUUUUGCCAAAUAAAAUAUACCCUUGGUGCAACUGGAAAAUCUUAGCUUAUAAUUAACUUGACAGCCUUUGAAAUUAAGCCAUUCUUGAUAAAUCUUGGGGGAAUUAACAACUUUGUGCUUAAAAUGAAUUUUACUAAUUUUUAUGAUGUUGAAGUUCAAAUUUACACCCAAUUAAAAGAUAUAAAAUGUGG
Molecule: messenger RNA, 2628 nt
Organism: Homo sapiens (human)
Lineage: Eukaryota; Metazoa; Chordata; Mammalia; Primates; Hominidae
Gene: H3-7
Product: H3.7 histone (putative)
Exons: 2
Coding region: 12-422 (136 amino acids)
Cellular component (GO): nucleus; chromosome; nucleosome
Molecular function (GO): DNA binding; structural constituent of chromatin; protein heterodimerization activity
Source: RefSeq, marked reviewed